CCCCACCUUGGAGCAAGGAAGUCGUCGACCAGCAUGCGCUUCGGCCUGUACGCGUCUACGAGCUUGAUCGCCGGCGCGGGCCUCGUCGCCUACACGUACCACACGCGCCAGCAGUUCUACCCGACCGUCAUCUACCUCGUGACCUCCAAGGUCAGCGUCAUGGUGCUCUGCAACGUGGCCUUUGUGCUCACGAUUCUCUGCGGCCGCGUCUUCAAGCGCAUCUUCCUUGGCACGCUGCGCGACGCCGAGCUCGAGAUGCUCUAUGACCACGCCCGCUUUGCCAUUGCGGAAACGUGCUUUACGCUCUCGGUGUUUCGCGAAGAGAUGACGCUCAAGGUGCUCGCGCUCUUCACGCUGCUCCUCUUCAUCAAGACGUUCCACUGGCUCUGUCAAUGGCGCGGCGAGCAUAUUGAGCAGUCGGAGGUCGUGUCGCGCUCGACGCACGUGCGCUUGGUCAUGCUCAUGUCGCUCCUCGCCGCCGUCGACAUGUCGUUCGUCGUGCUCUCGGCUGUCAAGGUGCUAGAGCGCGGACCGUCCGUCUUGGUUCUCUUUGGCUUUGAGUUUCUUGUGCUUUUCGUCUCGCUCGUCGCCGUCUUCAUGCGCUACGUGCUGCACCUCAUUGAUGCGCGCGUCGAUGGCACGUGGGCCAACAAGUUUACUUAUGUGUUCUACCUCGAGCUCAUUACCGAAAUCGUCAAGCUCAUCGUCUACUUGGUACAUGCAGUGCGCCUCGGAAACGCCUUUGUCAACCGUGCCAUCGUAGAUUUCUUCAUGAUCAUCUUUACGUACUAUGGCAUGCCGCUCCAUCUCUUGCGCGAUCUGUGGAUGUCGAUCCGCAACCUCCAGCGCCGCAUCAUCACCUACUUCCGCUACCGCCGCAUCACGGCCAACAUGAACGAGCGGUUUCCGAGCCCAACCGAGGACGAACUCAACGACACGGAUCGCAUUUGCAUCAUUUGCCGCGAAGAAAUGACUCCAGAGACGUGCAAGAAGCUUCCUUGCUCGCACAUUUUUCACCUCAACUGCCUUCGCAUGUGGCUCCAGCGGCAACAAACGUGCCCGACGUGCCGUGCCAAUAUCCCGACCGACCGGCAACCGGACGUAGUCCCAGACGAGGCUGCCAACCUGCCAGUUGCGCCGCCGCCCGUGGAGCAGCCCCAGCCGGCGGUGCCCGAGGCAAACAACGCUCCGCCGCCACCGGUUGCGCCCCGAAACGCACCUCCUCCACCUCUCCACCGGCAGACGCCGUACCAGCCGCCGGUCGAAGCGCAACGCGCGGCACCGGAGCGACCGGCUGCCGUGCCGCCGCCCGUCAACGUCGGUGGCCCGGUGCCCGUCGCAGGAGGCGCGCCGUUUCCACCGCUCUUUGCGACGCCGCCACCGCCGAUUUCGGGCGGUGUGGCCCCGCCGCCGGCCCUGCACGGUAUUAUGGACCCAGCGCAGCUGCACUACAUGCAGUCGCUGCACUAUGGUCUCCAGUUGGACCCCAUGUACCUGCAGUACCAGCUGGACAUGCUCCAGGCGCAGCUCCACGUUCUGCGUGCGACGUCGGUAGCACUGCAAACGGGAUCGCUCACCACUGCUGGCUUUGCGAUGCCUCCGAAUGCUGCCUAUGCACCAGCAACGCCUUUCUCUGCGCCGACGCCGCCCCCGACGUCGGCUCCCGUUGCAGCACCGGCGCCCUCGACGAUCUCAGUGUCGCCCGCCGCUGCCCCUACGCCAGCGCCAUUCGUAGCGGAGACAAUGACGCCGCCCGCGCCAUCGACGCCGAUGGAACCAGCACCUGUGUCGGCACCUGUGCCAUCGACACCGAUGGAGCUGGCGCCAGUGUCGGUGACGGCACCCAUGCCUACGACACCGGUGGAGCCAGCAUCCGCCGAGCCCAAGGAGCCGACGCCGGCGGCCGCGCCAUUGUCGGAAGAAGAGGUCGAGCGCCUACGCCGUCGGGACGAGCUCCGAAGGAUAUACGCCAAGCGCUACGCCGACUCGUCGGAGAGCGCCACCAAGGACGAGAACGAGGCCGAGUAA
Molecule: messenger RNA, 2028 nt
Organism: Saprolegnia parasitica CBS 223.65
Lineage: Eukaryota; Oomycota; Saprolegniomycetes; Saprolegniales; Saprolegniaceae
Exons: 7
Coding region: 34-2028 (664 amino acids)
Source: RefSeq, a predicted model, not a curated record